This is a messenger RNA of Vitrella brassicaformis, 1611 nucleotides long. Lineage: Eukaryota; Vitrellaceae. The record is from the annotation of a GenBank genome assembly.
GCCUGAUGCAUUAAUGAGACUUCGAAAAAUGUCCACACCCAGAAAAUUGUCAACGAAGGCCUUUCAGCGUGCGCACAUCAAUGGCCGUAUCCAUCUCUCCUUUAUUCCAAUCAAAUCAGCUCGAGACAGGCUGGCCGUUCUUCCACUGCCCCUGGCCCACCAGCUUGCCCUUGUUGUCGUAGCGGCAGAAUGUGCCACUCACAAAGCUGCCGGCGUGCCACUCGCCCUCGAACUUCUUGCCGCCCGUCCCGUGGUCGUACUCGAUGCCGUAGCCAUGACGUUGGCCGUCCGCCCACUCUCCCUGGUACCUGCGGGCACAGAAGAGAAAGAUGGACUUAUGUAUGUUGGCGGCGGCAGGAUGGUGUGAUCUCGCUGCUCACCAGACAGUGCAUCCGUCCUCGUAGAACAUUGUGCCCUGGCCCUCUUUCUUGCCCUUGGACCAUGCCCCUUCAUAGGCCUUGUGGUGGGCGAAGGUACGGCCGCCCAGCUCUGGACGAGGACCGUAGUAAUCACCUGGAGAAAGACACACAGGACACACAUGCAUUUCUCUCACGUCUUCUCGAGUCAGAGAAACCGUAUUCGGUGCCGUGUCCGUGUCUCAGCCCAUCAAGAAAGCCUCCCUUGUAUUUGACGUUGCCCUGCAUUGAGAACAGGACAAGGGAAACAGCCGGCUGAUGCAUUGGAAGGAGCGGCAUCCGGGAAUCCGUGUCUCGCUCACGUUGUGGAAGUGUUCGAUGACCUCCUCGCUCUCGUCGAUCUGGUCGUCCUUCCACUGGCACUUGAAGUGAGGGUUGCCGUUCGGAAAAUAGGCGAUGCCGACUCCGUUGCGCAUUCCCUUGCUCCACUGGCCCUCGUACUCUUUCUUGUUGACCAAAUCGCCGUCUCCUUCGUAGUACUUGAUGCCCUUGCCGUGGAACACACCCUCGCGCCACUCUGAGGAACACAAGGAGGAAUCAAAGUCUCUGCAUUCCUGUCGGAUUGAGGUUCUGUUUUCGCACCUCCCUCGUAGCGCUUGGCAUUGGGGGGCACAUCAGGAUUGGAAGUGAUGCCCGCAGACAGGACGCCCCAGCCCUCAGGCACCUGCAGCCACUCACACAGUGCAUCCCUCCCACAACGAAUGAGGGAUGCUCUCUGCUUAAGCUGACCCCUUUGCGAGCGGUGCCCUCGUAUUUGCCGUCCAUGUGCUCCAGGAUGGUCGUCAGCCCGUCGUGUCGCGGCGUGGGGGAGUAGUUCUCGAGGGGCACAAGGCGCUUCAGACGCUCGUUCUCCUUCUGAAGGACGGCAAGCUCAGCGCGGGCGAGGUCGCGCUCGCGGACGGCUUCCAUCUUGAGGCGGGUCUCUUCGAGCAGACGCUCAUGGAGGAGUCCCUUCUCGACGUGCAGGUUGUGCAGCUGGUCUUUGAGUUUGUCGGUUGUCAUGUCGCUGCUGGUGGGGAGCACCAUGGCCUGGUGGUGCGUGUGCAUCGGAGUGGGAGUUCCCGGCUGCAUGGCUGCUCUUCAAACGACGUGAAGGUCCGGGAGUGGCUCAACAAAGCUUGGGGUAGAAUCGGUAUCCAAGGACCGUUGAAUGGCGCUUUGCUAAUGGCGCUUCCGAGUCGUCGGUGAUGGGGGG